AUGUUCAACUUGGGACUUAUGCAUGAACAGGGACUGGGAAUUACUCGGGAUCUUCACUUAGCGAAACGUUUCUAUGACAUGGCGGCUGAACAGAGUUCGGAUGCCGCUGUUCCAGUAGCUCUAGCCUUGGCCAAACUGACUGUACUAUUUAUUCUUGAACAAAUAAAUAAGAAUCCUGUUAUUCAACUUUUGGAAAAGUACAUAGGACCUAAUUGGGAUAUUAUGGCGAUGACGAUCUUAGCCGGUGUGCCAAUGAUCAUCUUCCUCAGGUGGAGGCGCGGUCAGCAUCUAUGA
Cooperia oncophora is the source of this 294-nucleotide messenger RNA. The record is from the annotation of a GenBank genome assembly. NCBI's taxonomy places the organism in Eukaryota, Metazoa, Nematoda, Chromadorea, Rhabditida, Trichostrongylidae.